Messenger RNA from Paraphaeosphaeria sporulosa, 801 nucleotides. RefSeq names its product putative short-chain dehydrogenase. The coding region runs from base 110 to 796 and encodes 228 amino acids. The transcript has 3 exons. NCBI's taxonomy places the organism in Eukaryota, Fungi, Ascomycota, Dothideomycetes, Pleosporales, Didymosphaeriaceae. The record is from RefSeq and is a predicted model, not a curated record.
GCGAAAUCCAUAGCUAUAUGGGGUCGCGAGACUGCCUGUCAAGGCAAUCAUUCUUCCAGACAUCUUCACUACGUUUGCCUCCUACGUUACCACAAUUACUUUUAUCAACAUGGCUAGUAGAUCGGGAGUCAUCCUUAUCCUGGGUGCUGGUGCCAAUAUUGGACAACACGUCGCGCAACAAUUCGCAUCACAAGGGUACAAAGUCGCUUCAACCUCGAGGAGUGCGAAAAGUGCCGACAAUACCUCCGAUGCUGUACACAUUGUAGCCGACCUCUCAGACCCAGAGUCAGUUGCGGGAAUCUUCUCUCAGGUGAAAGCUUCUCUCGGGGUUCCGAGCGUGGUUGUAUACAACGCGGCUGCCGCGAGCUUCAAGGAUGCGAAGAACCCAGUAACGCUCUCCUUGGCCGAACUCUCCAAAUCCCUGAAUGUCAACACCCUGAGCGCCUAUGCUGCACUUCAAGAAGCUAUUCAAGGCUUUGAACAACUGCCCGAAACUUCCUCGCGGACCUUCAUAUAUACAGGAAAUAUUCUGAAUACUACUGUCAUGCCUCAGCUUCUUGACUUGGGAGUAGGAAAAUCAGCAACAGCUCAUGCCAUACAAGUUGCGGCGACUGCGUACUCUGAUAGAGGCUUCAAGUUCUAUUACGCGGAUGAACGAAAAGCAGAUGGCACGCCACCGUAUAAUGAUAUUGACGGCGAGGCUCACGGCAAGUUCUACGCUGAGCUUGCUAAGGGGAUGAAGCAAGGGGACUGGCAGCAAACGUUCGUCAAGGGAGAAGGAUACAAGAAAUUCUAAUUGGG